Messenger RNA from Aspergillus versicolor CBS 583.65, 651 nucleotides. RefSeq names its product putative mitochondrial DnaJ chaperone (Tim14) (gene pam18). Gene Ontology annotation, biological process: protein import into mitochondrial matrix. Gene Ontology annotation, cellular component: PAM complex, Tim23 associated import motor. The record is from RefSeq and is a predicted model, not a curated record. Gene Ontology annotation, molecular function: ATPase activator activity. Bases 69 to 386 code for a protein of 105 amino acids. NCBI's taxonomy places the organism in Eukaryota, Fungi, Ascomycota, Eurotiomycetes, Eurotiales, Aspergillaceae. The transcript has 4 exons.
CAAGAACGGGCACGACCAUCUCUUUUUCACUCAGUUCCUACCCGAAUCCUCUAAUCCGUUUGAUUGAUAUGGCGUCCACUCUCGCGCUCGGUCUUGGUGUCGCUACGGCCGCCUUCUUGGGUCGUGCUGGUCUGGUUGCCUAUCGUCGGUCCCAAGGAGGUGUUAAUGCUCUUGGAAAGGCCUUUUACAAAGGAGGAUUUGAACCUCGGAUGAACCGUCGCGAAGCCUCCUUGAUUCUCGAGCUCCCGGAGCGCACUUUGAACAAGGACAAGGUUCGCAAGAAGCACCGCCAGUUGAUGCUGCUCAACCACCCCGAUCGCGGUGGUAGCCCCUACCUGGCAACGAAGAUCAACGAAGCCAAGGAGUUUUUAGAUAAGCAUUCUUGAGUUAUUCCCGGGAUUGAUCUAUUGCUUGCAGCUACUACUGCUAGUGACUGCAAUUUGAGAUGAGCGACCGGAAAAGAAAUCCGGGUGGGAUUUUGGGAAUCUGAUACGAGCCAGAUCAUACUCCGUGUAUAAAAUGCUGUCUUUGGGUGCAUAGCGUGGCGUUGGCUGGAUUCCGAGGAUGGGAUGUAUAUACCCUCAUCCUCUUGGAUAUUUGUACUGUAUAUAUUGGUGAAUCGCCACUCUUGAAUUAACAUUCUGCACAUGC